Molecule: messenger RNA, 234 nt
Organism: Penicillium verrucosum
Lineage: Eukaryota; Fungi; Ascomycota; Eurotiomycetes; Eurotiales; Aspergillaceae
Exons: 1
Coding region: 1-234 (77 amino acids)
Source: RefSeq, a predicted model, not a curated record
AUGCGAGACAAGGCCUUCCGGGUUCUCGAGCAUCAUUUGCACAUGGCCAAAGGCACAACAAAGUGCAUACCUCGCACUAAGUCAGUGGAGUGGGAGGCUGGCGUUCUCCACUAUGGAAUAACCAGUGUUUCUCACUGGUCUCUGUACGUGAAGCUGCAGGUGAUGACGGCCCAGCCCUCGUGCGAGAGUGUUAUGAACCCGCAUGCAUAUGCCGAUGGCGUUCCCUUGAAAUGA